UGCGAUCCUGUCGAGAGCAGGGGAGUUGGCACCACAGGGGCCCUCUCAAGGGCGCCGGCACACCCAGGCACACUACCUAGGGGCAGUGGCACCGCCGGGGGCGCUGCCAGGGGCGGUGGCACCCCCAAAGGCACUCCCAGGGUCCGUGGCUCCCCCAGGGGCCAUGUCAGGGGCGGUUGCAUCCGCAGGGGCUCUCCUAGGGGCAGCAGUGUCCCAGGAGCUUUGACAGGGGUCCUGCAAGGGGAAAUGAUGCUUCCAGGGGCCCUUCUGGGGGCGGUGACACUCAGGGAUCCUCUCAGGGGCGGUGGCACCCACAGGGACACUACCAAGGGCGUUGGCAUCCCCAGGGGCCAUCUCAAGGGUGCCAGUUCCCCCAGGGACCCUACCAGGGGCGCCGGCACCCCCAAUGGCCCUCCAACGGGCGAGUGCACCCACAGGGGCCCUCUCAAGGCCUGUGGCGCACCCAGGGGCAAUGGCAUCCCAAGGCGCCCUCUCAAGGGAGCCGGUCCCCUCAGGGGCCCUUCCAGGGGCGGUGGCACCCGUAGGGGUCCUGCCAGGGGUGGUGGCACCCUUAGAGGUCCUGUCAGAGGCAGUGGCACUCCCAGGGGCCCUGCCUGGGGCGAUGGCGCACCCAGGGGCGGUGGCACUCUCAGGGGCCCUACUAGAGGCGGUGGCGCCCUUAGAGACCCUCCUAUGGGCAGCAGUGCUCCCAGGGGCGGUGACACCCUCAGGAGCCCUUUUAGGGACGGUGACACCCCCCAGAGGCCCUAA
This is a messenger RNA of Homarus americanus (American lobster), 771 nucleotides long. Its product is annotated as eukaryotic translation initiation factor 3 subunit A-like. Lineage: Eukaryota; Metazoa; Arthropoda; Malacostraca; Decapoda; Nephropidae. The record is from RefSeq and is a predicted model, not a curated record. The annotation marks the transcript as partial. The transcript has a single exon.